Messenger RNA from Strigops habroptila (Kakapo), 1905 nucleotides. RefSeq names its product visual system homeobox 1 (gene VSX1). The transcript is spliced from 5 exons. Gene Ontology annotation, molecular function: DNA-binding transcription factor activity, RNA polymerase II-specific; transcription cis-regulatory region binding. NCBI's taxonomy places the organism in Eukaryota, Metazoa, Chordata, Aves, Psittaciformes, Psittacidae. The coding region runs from base 1 to 1014 and encodes 337 amino acids. Gene Ontology annotation, biological process: regulation of DNA-templated transcription. The record is from RefSeq and is a predicted model, not a curated record. Gene Ontology annotation, cellular component: nucleus.
AUGCCGGGCCGGGCGGAGCCGUCGGGGGGACGCGGGGCGGCGGCGGGGCCAGUACCGGUGGCCGUACCGGUGGCACCGGCAGCACGACCGGGCGGCGCGGGGCUUCGGGCCAAGGGCUUCGCGAUCACCGACCUGCUGGGGCUGGAGGCCGAGCUGCAGCCGCCCCCCGGGCCGCUCCCCGCCGCUGCCGCCGGUGGCUACGAGGGCGGCGGGGCGCUGGGGCUGGGGCUGCUGUGCGGGCUGGGGGCGCCCGGAGCCCCGCGCCUGCUGCCCGCCCCGCUGCCGCUGCUGCCCGCCCGCGGCCCCCGCCCGGCCGCGGGGCCGCCGGCCACCGCCCGCCGGCACAAGGAGAACAUCUCCGAUGAGGACAGCCUGUGCGGGGACGGCAGCGAGCUGAAGAUGUCCACCUCCCAGAUCAAGAGGAAGAAACGCCGGCACAGGACGGUGUUCACAGCUCACCAGCUGGAGGAGCUGGAGAAGGCAUUCAAUGAAGCUCACUACCCUGACGUCUAUGCCCGGGAGAUGCUGGCCGUGAAGACAGAGCUGCCAGAGGACAGGAUACAGGUUUGGUUUCAGAACCGAAGAGCCAAGUGGCGGAAGCGGGAGAAGUGCUGGGGACGGAGCAGCGUGAUGGCUGAGUACGGCCUCUACGGGGCCAUGGUGAGGCACUCCAUCCCUCUGCCCGAGUCCAUCAUCAACUCCGCCAAGAGCGGGCUGGUGGGAUCCUGCGCCCCGUGGCUGCUGGGCAUGCACAAGAAGUCCAUGGAGGUGAGCAGGAAGGUGGAGAGCCAGGAGAAGCUGGCAGAUGGCUGGCGAGUGGAGCAGCAGGAGGAGGAGGAACUCAAAGGGAAGCAGGCCAGUUCCCAGAGGGGCUCCGACAAGCUUGGCUCAGCAAAAGAUUCGGAGGACACAGCCAUCGACCUCUCCAGGACAGCCAAGCACGAGAAGAGGGGUGUGCUGAGGCAGUGCAUGAAUGGGGACCCCCCCAUGGAGCUGAGCAACAGGGACCACUGACCAGGCCUCACAGCUCCCUGCCGAGAUAAGAAUAUUUAUUGAUUUAUUGCUAUAUAUAUUUUUCUCCUUAAAUAAUUGAACUUUUCUCUGAAUUCAGGGCAUUUCAGAACUGGGCACACACAUCCUUGUCCCCUCACGUUGUUCCAGAGCCAGGGUGGAGGGUGGGAGAGGUGUCCCAGUGGGACCAGGAGCAGUGUGAAAAUGAGGGCACAUUGUGGUCAGCAUGGACCACUGCCCUUCCCCUCUGGGCUCUGAACACUUCCUGGCUAGCCAGGAGCACAAGGAGCAGCAAUGCAAUAGGAGCGGCUUCCCUGCUCCAACACACGGGUGCAAAGGCGUUGCAGGAGGUGACAGACACCUUUUCCAAGCAUUUCCACCAUGUGGAAGUCCCUCUGCUCCGAACACCAGCUCUUCCCUCUCCAGGAGCAGCAGGUUUUAAACACGGUCAGGUUCAUCCCCAAGCUGGUGUAACCUGACAGGCGCUCUGGUUCCUACCUGCUGAGGAUCUGGCCUGCCAAUGCAGCCUUACCACUGGAUUUACACUGUGUGACCUCCUUAACUCGUAUCUGGGAGAAGGGGGUGAAGACAUUCUUGUUUAUGCAAUGAUUUUGUACACUCUUGAAUGUUACCUGCCACACUAUGCAGAACAGAACAGACCUUUGGAAAACCAAGCCAUAGAACCUGGAGCAAUUAAACAGUUUUGUGAAUCGACAUAAGAAGAUAUUUUGUAAUUGUCUGUACAAAGUGUUAAUGUCAGAGCUGUUUCUCAGUCACCCUAUAUUUAUGUCUAAAAGCACUUUAGUGAUCUGGAUUUUUGAAUGUGGCUCUUCCUGUUUUGUCCACUGUUUAUUUAUUACACAUCCAUGAAUAAAAUUGUGGUGUAUCUUUGGU